Molecule: messenger RNA, 1116 nt
Organism: Alternaria arbusti
Lineage: Eukaryota; Fungi; Ascomycota; Dothideomycetes; Pleosporales; Pleosporaceae
Exons: 5
Coding region: 1-1116 (371 amino acids)
Source: RefSeq, a predicted model, not a curated record
AUGGCGAACACAGGCUUGCAACCAGUCAAUCUGUUCUUGGCUAUCUUUCCAAGCAUUUGUUGCGUUUUCAUUGUGUCCGUUCGCGUCGUAUUGAGGCUUAAGGGAGGGAAGUUGGGUAUCGAAGAUACACUUUUAGUCGUCGCAACUCUUCUGAACCUCGUUCUCUCUUUCACGACAUGCGGCUACAUACUCACCAGCUAUUACGGCUACCACACCCGCGAUAUACCGGAUGGUGCAGUUGAUCCAGUCCUGAUGAUGAAGUGGAACUAUGCAAACUCGGUCAUCUACAACCCUAUUCUUGCUUUGGUCAAAGUCUCGUUCCUGAUGACGCUCAUCAAACUCCGAUCGCAAAACAAGUGGAUAAAUCGUUGUCUAUGGGGAACACUCAUCAUCAAUGGUUGUUUCGCCAUUGCUGCACCUCUCGCUUGUAUCUUCCAAUGCAACCCGAUAUCCAAAUACUGGGAUGCUAGUAUACAAGGGCGAUGCGUUGACGCUGGCGCCUACACGGUCAGCACGUCGUCGAUUGUGCUCACAACCGACGUUCUGGUCCUGCUUAUGCCUUCAUGGAUUCUGCACGACCUGAAGAUGCCACUUGGUCGUAAGCUCAUGGUCAUUGCUUUCUUAUCGUUUGGAGUUCUCGUCACCGUGGUUGGUGCGGUGCGUACGAGUGUUCUCGUCAAGGUGUUUGUCCUGGAACAAUUCAAGGCCGAUCCGACAUACGAAGUUGGCUACACCCUCUCGAACAUCGAGUCUGGUCUUGCGAUCAUCGGAACCUGCGGCCCAACGAUCAAAUACCUUCUCAGUUGCUGCAUCCCUGCGCUCAAGAACGCAGACGAAUCGAGCAAUCGCCAAUACAUCUACCCUACUGUCGGCUCUCAAGGAGACGCUCGUUCGAAACGCUUCACGAGGAACACGAAGACACACAACACGGUCAAAGAAAUGGACGAGAUGGAACUGACCAGUAUGUCUGGCGAAGACAAAAGAGCGUCGACAAAGGGUACACAACGUGGAGAUGCGAUGAUGAUAACGAAGACGGUCGCAUGGACAGUGGACAAUGGCCAGGAUAAAGACUCGAAUAGCACCAACGGCGAACAGAUGCCACGCGGUAUGCUAUGA